Molecule: messenger RNA, 3179 nt
Organism: Penaeus vannamei (Pacific white shrimp)
Lineage: Eukaryota; Metazoa; Arthropoda; Malacostraca; Decapoda; Penaeidae
Source: RefSeq, a predicted model, not a curated record
AGACCCCAACGACAGCGGCGCAGAGGACCUCUGGGGCGUCGUGCGCGAGAGGUCCAAGUACAGGACUCAGGACUGGGCCAAGUACGAUCCCACCCACAGGAGGUUCCUCGAACUAGGCAGCCGCGGCCGCGUGCGGGACCACUACCGCGCGGGCCGCGUGGCGCUGUGGUCGUGGCUGGUGCCCGGCCUGGAGCGCGUGGGCGCGCGCUACGGCCCAGACUCGCCCUUCCACCGCCUACCCAAGUACCUGCAGCCUGACACCUUCUCGGGCCCAACGCGCCCCACCAACCUCUCGAGCAACUUCCUCCCACCGCCCACCACGCCCGCGCCCACCACGCAGCAGCUCUCCACGCAGGCGCACACGACGCCGCGCCCGACGGUGCUGGUGCUGAUGAACAGCAGCAGCGUAGCCGGCCUGCUGGAGGACCUGGGCACGGGCCACAAGCCGCAGGGCGCCGCCGCCUUCCCCUACACGACGGCGCUGAGCCUGACGGUGGCCAUCGGCUGCUCGCUGCUCAUCCUCAACCUGCUGGUAUUCGCCGCCGUCUACUACCGCCGCGACGCGCGCCAGCCCUUCACCAAGGCCAGCCACGACGGCAGCAGCGACAGCGGCAAUGACGUGCAGCUGCACUCGUCCGGCGACCCGUGCAAGCCCAUUUCGCCGUCACACUACGGCACGCUGCGCUCGUCCGCCACGCUGCGCUCGUCGCUGGCCACGUCGUUCGAGGGCGAGCAGCAGCACGAGUGGCCGCCCGACUACACCAGCAGCUGCCAGAGCGGCGAGGACGGCCCGCUGUGCGGCCCCGGCGAGCGGUGCCUGGCCGGCCACCCGCACAACGGCACGGCGUCGCGGCGCGGCGUGCACAGACAGUCCAUGUCGUACAACCCGCACGUGGACACGCAGCUGUCGCCCGCCGUGUACGACGACACCCCCGACAUGCAUGUGUGAGGCCGUCGCCGGAACGCAGACGCCCGGCGGGCGCGCAGACGCAGCGACCGCAUCGCGCCAAAACCUUUCCUUUCUGCGACAUGUACAUUGUUUAUACAUAUUUUGUAGAAUGCCUGUCGAAGCCGAUCACUUACCCGAGCAUUGCUUACUCAACGCCGACCGGAAACGGUUCUGAAAAAGUCUCCGGAGAAGGCUCGGCCGCCGCUGCCGAGUGGCAGCUCGACAGAAAGUCCUGAGGGAGCGCAGCCAGCGGCGUAGCCAGAGAGCUAGAUAGCGUCCAGAGACUCUUCCUUGCGAGGCCUCCCGAAUCGCCAUUCGUAAAGAGGAUCAGAGGCGAGAGCUGAGUACCCCGAGGCGCGUUCUGCCACUGUCUGUUCUCGACCAGUGGUUCUCACUCGGUCCAGCCGCGGACCCGCAGCCCAAUUAUAACUAAUCGUGGCCGUCUUCUUUGGAGUAAUGUUGAAGGAAAUUGGAAAGCCUUUUGUUUUGACAUAUAUACCUUCCAAAAUGAGAUUGGAGAAAUUUGAUGUAGUAGAAAGGCAACAUUUGAAAUGUAUUUAUUAUAAGAAUAAUUGAAAAAUAGAGUAUAAAUAGUUGACAUUAAACUUGUGAAAUACAUCCCAAACGAACAUAAUUAUGAACGUUUAAAUUAUACAUAUAAUUUUCUCAGAAACUUGAUAAAUAUAUUUCUUGCAAGAGGGUCGACUGCACUAACUCCCAGAUCAUUACCUCUGGCUAAAAUAACCACGAUGGAUUCCGGGGACUGCCAGCUGAGAGCCACUGAUCUGGAAUCGGUUUGGAUACCUGGUCAUCCUUCUUUACGAUGCCAGCUUCACUCAUUUUCUUCUAUUCUGUGCCACAGAUUAAAAGCUGAGUAUAUAAUCACCAAGUCUGGGCGAUGCGAAAUAUCAAGACGAUAUCGCAUUAUGUGUACAUAAUUCUGUUGAUGUUUUUUUCGAUGAGUAGCUGGGUAUAUAUUUUCCCGCCACAGACGAAAUUGUUGAUCCGGAAUGAUCAUGGACUUCUUAAUAAAAUCUUUUUAUCAUGAUCAGUUACAUAAAAUAAUAGAUCAAUUAUAAAUAGGACCUGUGUUUUUUGUUCAAUUAAAAAGAUGAUAUAACAGGUGUGGAUUAUAAGAAGUAUGUUCGUAUCCCCUUAGGUAUAUUGCACGUACCCCGCGACCCUCUGAUCCUCUCUCAGAAUACAGUGGAAUACAUUAUCGUUUUUGCAAUAUCAAUGAUGUAGGUGGGAUUCCAACUUAGAGUUUGCAUCAGAAUGCGAGAGAAAGAUGACUGCGCUGAGAAACGAUGCGAUCUAUGGCUGCAGUCGCGCUUUUUGUAGUUGAGCAUUGGGCGAGUCAGAGCGAGGGAAUCGAUCGUUUAUUGAAGCCCAAGGUUUUAUUUCAAUUCGGUAACUACUCUCGCGCCAUGCGUCGUGAGUGACAUCAGUAUUAGGUAUUCAUGUAUCAUUUGUCUCGUGGACAACAAUAGACGUUAGAUAGAUAGACGUUUAUCAGAAGCGUUACUAGUGUACGGCAAUUACACUCCUGGGACUGGAAUCUUCUCUUCGCCCUGAAUCUAAGUGUCAUUUAAUUUGGUUUUGAGAAUAAUCUGGAGGAACUUCCAGUGAUAAUCUAAACCUGCAUUUAGAAGGGGAUUUUGACCAUUCAGCCAAGAGUUGUUUGUUUACGCAUGAUAUGUACACGUAAUCUCAUCCUUUAUAAUAUUUUUUCUUCAAUAAAAAAGAGUUGAUUUUUUUUAUAUUAAUUUUGAAUUUAGUAACUGAUGGAAUUAAUAUUGUGCUAUCUAUUAAGUACUGAUGACUACUGCUUGCUUAGCCGCUAUCCAAGAGUUUUCCAAAUGAAUGUACUGUACAUAGGCAGAAGAAGAAACACUAACGUGAAAUAAUGAAUAAUCACGUCUCAACGGUUCCAUGGCCAUCACCUGAUCAUUGUUCAUUUGGCGUUCCCGACGGAAGGAAAGUUUCUUAACGGACUCUAGGUUAAAGCUUUCGAGAUGGACAAAGAGCUUCCCAUGUGAAAAGGACAACACGAAUAUCGACAACAGUAAUAUUUAGUGUGAAUAAUAAGGAUUUAAUAAAGGAUAUUUCUAUACCUACGUCGAUAGAUGCUACUUUCGGGGAAUUGCCGAAGGACUUUCCAGCCAGCUCGCGUGGCCACAGACCUUCAACUCAAUUUGUGAAAUACGGUGAGACGGCAAAGAAAAAAAAA